Molecule: messenger RNA, 2800 nt
Organism: Annulohypoxylon truncatum
Lineage: Eukaryota; Fungi; Ascomycota; Sordariomycetes; Xylariales; Hypoxylaceae
Product: RNA-binding domain-containing protein
Exons: 3
Coding region: 130-2673 (847 amino acids)
Cellular component (GO): nucleus; ribonucleoprotein complex; cytoplasm
Molecular function (GO): mRNA binding
Source: RefSeq, a predicted model, not a curated record
CUCUCAUUGUCCUCCAUAAUGUGUAGAUUUAAUAACCAUUCACAAAACAUCCACCGGACAACCUUACCCUUUUCACACUUCUACCAGCCUCUGAUAAGCCCAUAACAACUAAAUCAACCACAUGUCAUCAUGGAUUCGUCUCGAAUCUUCGUAAAAGGUCUGCCACCAAAUCUCAACGAGGCCGACUUGCGCAAGCACUUCGCAUCGAAAGGUCAUAUCACAGACGUCAAGCUGAUACCCCAUCGAAGGAUUGGAUAUGUUGGCUACAAGGACUCGCGGGAGGCUUCUGCUGCAGUCAAAUAUUUCAAUCGCACCUUCGUGCGGAUGUCCAAGAUAACCGUCGAAUUAGCAAAACCUAUCGCAGAUCCAUCGUUGUCCAAGGCCAAAGAAAGAAGAAGUGGACUAAAGGCUAGCACGGAGAUAUCCCGGGCUACCAAACAGUCUUCGGAAUCGGAAGUAACCACUGACAAUGCAAAGAAGAGGAAGCGGGAUGCCCUCGACGAAUCGGACCCCAAACUACAAGAGUACUUGAAUGUUAUGCAACCCGCGAAGGCUUCUGCAAGCACAAUACAUGGAAUAGGCGCGGAACCCACAGACGAGCCUCCUGCAAAAUAUGCAGCGCUUGCUGUCGACGAGGGAGGGUCAGACGAUGAGUACGAGGUCGUACCAAGCCGGCGAAAGAAAAGCCAAACCUCAGAGAGCAUGAACCAGUCAAAAAGUGUGGUGGACGGUGUGGAUAAUCAACCCCAUGAGGAAGCUGAGGAGGCUGAGGAUCCUCCCAUAGAACAAACGUUGCCAGACGCACCUAUCUCUACCGAAGCCGCGACUCAUGUACCUGCUGCCACGGAUGACGACUGGUUAAGGUUACGGACAAAUAGGUUGCUUGAUUUGGUUGAUGAUGAAGAUGUCGUGCCUACAGCCGCGUCCUCAGCGAACCCAUCAUCCAAAUCACCAAACCAAGAGCAAGAACAGCCCGAGGUUAUCGAUGCAACUGUGGACGAAGAUCGAGAUAUGGAUGAUCGAAGUCAGCAUUCGGAACCAGAUGAGCCCAUUGCAGAAUCAAAAGACGACGAUAUCGAUACUGUCCGCAAGACGAAAAGAUUAUUCGCCCGAAAUCUACCCUAUUCAGCCACCGAGGAUGAUCUCAGAUCGUACUUUGAGCGAUACGGUGUCGUUGAAGAGGUACACGUGCCAAUGAAAGACUCUAGCAAUAAUCGGGGAAUCGGCUUUGUUUUAUUUGCUAGUCCAGACGAUGCAACAAAAGCAUUCCAAGCAGAUCGAUCUUCCUUUCAGGGGAGGAUCCUUCACGUUUUACCAGCUUCGGCGAAACGUGAUCAUAAUCUGGACGAGUUCGCACUGUCUAAGUUGCCAUUGAAGCAGCAGAAUCUCAUCAAGAAAAGAGCCAAGGCGGCGGAGUCCAGAUUCAACUGGAACUCGCUCUACAUGAGUCAGGAUGCCGUGAAUGCAUCGGUUGCUGAUCGUUUAGGGAUUUCCAAGGCAGAAUUGCUCGAUCCUACCAAUUCUGAUGCGGCCGUGAAGCAAGCGAUCGCCGAAACCUCGACGAUUCAAGACACAAAAGCCUAUUUAGUAGCCAAUGGCGUUGAUCUAAAUGCUUUCAAGUCAGGUCCGCGAGGUGAUACAGCUAUCUUAGUGAAAAACUUCCCUUACGGCACUUCGAUUGAGGAGAUCAGGGCGCUCUUUGAAGAGCACGGGCAGGUGCUCAAAGUGCUCAUGCCACCCACGGGGACAAUCGCCAUUGUUCAGUUUGCGCAAGGUCCUCAGGCUAAGACGGCUUUCACAAAGUUGGCAUACCGCCGAUUCAAGGAAUCCAUAUUGUUUCUCGAGAAGGCACCAAAGAACUUAUUCGUUGGUACGGAGCAGCAAAAUGAUGCGUCCCAAACUAGCAAGGAGUCUAGUGGCGUACAGAAGUUAUCUGCGUCAGAGCUGCUAGAACAAGACAGCCAAGAACCGGUCGAGUCGACCUCGUUAUUUGUGAAGAACCUCCAUUGGGAUACUACUACCCAGGAACUUGCAGAUGAAUUCAAGCAUCUCGAGGGAUUCAGAUCUGCUCAAGUGAAGACUAAAAAAGAUCCCAAGAAACCCGGCCAAGUGUUGAGUAUGGGAUUUGGAUUCGUCUCGUUUGCCGACAAGAGAGCUGCUGAAGCGGCUCUGAAGGUCAUGGACGGCCAUUCUCUCAGGGCACACAAACUUCAAGUCAGGGCUUCGCAUCGUGGACGCGACGCUGCUGAAGAACGGAGACAAGAGGACAAUGCGAAGAAGGCCGCGAACCAAAGGACGAAGAUCGUAAUUAAGAACGUCCCCUUCCAAACUAACAAGCAUGAUAUUCGGACACUUCUAAGCACGUACGGACAGCUCAAAUCAGUCCGCAUACCCAAAAAGUUCAAUGCGACUAGUAAAGGUUUUGCUUUCGCAGAGUUUGUCUCUCCAAAGGAGGCAGAGUCUGCGAUGCUAGCCUUACAAGACACCCAUUUAUUGGGACGAAGACUUAUCCUUGAAUACGCAGAAGCAGAAGCAAUUGAUCCAGAAGAGGAAAUCGCAAAGAUGCAGAAGAAGGUGGGCGGCCAAGCUAGCAGAAUGGCCCUGCAACAGCUCACAGGGGGAGGUCGCAAAAAGGUUAAUCUAGGAGGGGAUGAGGACGAAGGGGAGAUCUAACGAGUAAUUAAUGUCUAUACUUCUGGCUCCGUGCCUGACUAUGCUACUGAAGGAGUGUAGCGAUUGCCACGUUGGGAGCUAGGGGGUGGUGGUUCGUUGCGUUAUCCCUUGUUAAGGAGAGGGCUGC